AUGAUAGGGGUUGUACGUGGACGGGUGGAGCUAGAAGUCGGGUGGAAUGUGUUGUACUGCCGUACUGGACGUCUGGAACUCUGGACCGAAAACAACAACUACUACCAGCUGGUCGUCGACAUCAACGUUAUCGCUUUUUUCGUCCGAGAUAAGACGUCGUUCUUGACGACAUUAGCAGUAAUCGUCGGUAGCACUAGUUGCCAUAAACCAGGAUUUUCAAAACCCAUUGAAGGACCAAAACCAGAAUUUAAUAAAGAGUUAAAUGAGAAAGUAUCCUUGUAUCAAGGUGACAUCACAAAAUUAGCAAUAGAUGUUAUUGUUAAUGCUGCUAACUCUAAAUUAGCCGGAGGUGGAGGAGUUGAUGGCGCUAUUCAUAAAGCUGCUGGCCGAGAACUUCAGGCUGAAUGUGCUACAUUAAAUGGUUGUAAGACUGGUUGUGCCAAAAUCACCAAAGGGUAUAAACUUCCUGCUAAAUAUAUUAUACACACAGUCGGACCAAAAGGAGAAAAUUCCGAAGAACUACAAUCAGCUUAUCAAAAUAGUUUGGAUUUAGCUGUUGAAAAGAAGUUAAGAACAAUUGCAUUUCCAUGUAUUUCUACUGGAGUUUAUGGAUAUCCGCAAGAAGAAGCAUCCAUUGUGGCAUUGAAAGCUAUAAGAGGCUUUUUAGAACAUGAUCAUAACUUGAUUGAACGCAUCAUAUUCUGUGUAUUUCUUGAUUCUGACAAAGAAUUUUAUGAGAAAUAUCUACCAUUAUUUUUUCCUCUCGAGUAAGAUUUAUUUUAUGUAUUGUAAAAUAUACUAACCUUUUUACAGCAUUAAAAAUAAUCAUUUAUA
Messenger RNA from Diuraphis noxia (Russian wheat aphid), 834 nucleotides. RefSeq names its product ADP-ribose glycohydrolase MACROD1-like. Gene Ontology annotation, biological process: purine nucleoside metabolic process; DNA damage response; peptidyl-glutamate ADP-deribosylation. Gene Ontology annotation, molecular function: ADP-ribosylglutamate-[protein] hydrolase activity. Gene Ontology annotation, cellular component: nucleoplasm. NCBI's taxonomy places the organism in Eukaryota, Metazoa, Arthropoda, Insecta, Hemiptera, Aphididae. The record is from RefSeq and is a predicted model, not a curated record.